AUCUUUGGACGGGCAAUCAAAAACGAAUAUAUUGCCCUGGGCACAUUCGCUUCAGUUUUCGGCGGCGCAUUCCUCGCGACACGGGGCAGGAAAAAAGAAGGUCCUCCGCCGACGCUUGUUGAACAGGUCAAGGCGACUGUGACUUCAGGAGACAGGUGA
Messenger RNA from Guyanagaster necrorhizus, 159 nucleotides. RefSeq lists its product as uncharacterized. The transcript has a single exon. NCBI's taxonomy places the organism in Eukaryota, Fungi, Basidiomycota, Agaricomycetes, Agaricales, Physalacriaceae. The record is from RefSeq and is a predicted model, not a curated record. The annotation marks the transcript as partial.